Molecule: messenger RNA, 1348 nt
Organism: Astyanax mexicanus (Mexican tetra)
Lineage: Eukaryota; Metazoa; Chordata; Actinopteri; Characiformes; Acestrorhamphidae
Exons: 4
Coding region: 391-1002 (203 amino acids)
Source: RefSeq, a predicted model, not a curated record
UUAUGUUUUAACAUUGUUUUACCUCUUUUCACAUAAUUGUUGAUAUUGAGUAUGCCUUUUUAGUUUUUUUCCUGCAUGUAAAGGUUUUAUGUUGAACCCUGUGUUUUGUAAUCUUAGUAUUUUGAAAGAGCUCCAUGUUUCUCUGUAAUGUUUGGGGGGGCUAUUUUAUCUCUUCUUUUAUAGAGUUGCAGGGGAAGUAUUCGCAGUGAGCCUUGCUCAAGGUGGCCCAGCCCCUUGUUUUCUGCAGGAAUGGUGCUAUCACUUCCUGGCAACUGGUGAGCUGAUGGCUGUAACCAAAGACAAUGUCCAUGAUUUGGAGUUGUCCCCUUUGAUAGAAAGGAUCGAGGAAGCAGAAGACCUUACCUCUUGCACUUACCCCCCCCCCCCCCAAUGUUGAGACAGCUGCGAGAUGGUUUGGAUCUCUACAACUUUUUGACUGUCUUGGAGAAAAACCAAGAGCACUGCCGUGAUCUUUUUGUGAUUGGCCAUGUGGAGAAGGUGGAUUCUCACUAUAUUGUUUUAAGUGUUGCACCAGAGAUGAGUGAGAGUGGUACUCUAAAGCAGCUGAAGGAAAAGGAGAUCCUCAACUUCUUUCAGGAUUUCCUACUUGACAUUGAGGAUGCUGCUCCUGAAGACAAAGGGAAGUUGUCUGUGCCUGAAGUGAUGCAGUGGCUUACAGGGCAGUCUCACAGGCACCUGCUUCUGUCAGAACGACAGAGAUUUAGGAUAGUGGUCCGUUUUGACCACAACUGCCUAGACCGCAUGCCAGACCACACUAUCUGCUACCCAAUUGUGAGUGCGUGUACUAAAACAAUUACUUUCCCCACGGCUCACCUUAACAACUUUGAAGAGUUUCAGCAAAAUCUGUUUGAUUCAGUAAGAUGUGGUUCAGGUUUCUACAGGAUUUUUUUAAAUUACAGUUUGGCUUUUAGCAGUUCACUUACUAUCACAAUUGUGAUGCUCACUCUGUUGUUGUCAGUGUUGCACCAUUAUUGCUCGUGAGGGUUUGUCAGUUCUAGUUCUGGAGACACUUUCAUGUCAAGUCCAUCCUUAAUUUAAUUUCUAUGUUUGUUUUUAAACCAAAAAAAAACCCACACUAGUGUAAAGGACAUUGGGCCUUAAGCACAAGGGUUGAGAAAUUACCAAAACCUUUUCAGUCUGUUUGUUAUUCUGUUCUAUGCCAAUCUAUCAUUUACCAAAGAUCUUCUACUUCUCAGAAAAAGAUGAGAUGAUGAACAUGAGCUGGCAGUUUGUCAUUUUAUGUUUAAUAGUGUAACAAAACGUUACAUGUACAUUGCAUAACAAAACAUUAAAUGUUCAAAAACCAUUAAAAUAUUAUUUUUGUACA